Molecule: messenger RNA, 1836 nt
Organism: Opisthorchis viverrini
Lineage: Eukaryota; Metazoa; Platyhelminthes; Trematoda; Opisthorchiida; Opisthorchiidae
Exons: 6
Coding region: 1-1836 (611 amino acids)
Source: RefSeq, a predicted model, not a curated record
AUGCAUAUCAUUCUGCGUCAUACACACACACACACUAGUAUUCAUGUCCCCAUUUUGUCUUCUCAUCAUUUCCCACUGUCAGAUACAUCAAGGUCGAUUCCGAAUCAGAUUCCACAAUCUUCCAGUCGAUCCGGAAGUCAAAAUGGCAGGUGGGACUCGAAUAAAACAAGUGCGAUGAGUCAUGCGAUUUCUAGUGCAUUUUCUGUGUCAGAAUGGGAUAACACACCUUGCACUCCAUCCCAUGGCCUGGUGAAUCAAUCGCAAACUGAAGCCAGAUCUUCUGGUCUGCCUCAUCCACCAAGAAGCCGUCUUGAAUCAUCAACUCUCCAUUCAACUCUUCCAUUUUCCGCGUUAAAUCUCAUUGAAAGAGACAAAAUGGGACAAGAAAUUACUGGCCAACAUCUUGAUACUUCUGCUUUGAGAAUACCAGCUUCUACAUCGAACCAAACGUGUAUCCUGUCCACCACGGACGGCCCAAACUGCGAAACUAGUCCUGACUCAAACGGUGAGGGCUCGAUGACAGAGCACCAAGUAAGACUGAACGCCAGCCAUUCACCACAAAGCACUUUCUUGAGAAGUGACAGUAAGCGACAUCUGGGUGAGUCACAAAGUCCAACCAUGUUGUUCAAACGGUGCUCGAUGACAGAGCACCAAGUAAGACUGAACGCCAGCCAUUCACCACAAAGCACUUUCUUGAGAAGUGACAGUAAGCGACCGACAGAAGUACCAUCUUAUUUCGAUACCAUUUUCCAACACCUUCUGGAAGUUUACAACCAGGCAAAGUCGACGAAAGUCAGCGAACCACCAAUAGGCAAUCCGGUCAGUUUGUUCCUCUACGACGGAUUCUCAAAAGACCCACAGAAAUCAUCGACAGAUAACAAGCCACAAUGCAAACUACCUAGUUUGGUCCAAAGCAAUCUCUCGAUGGACCUAUUGAGACCAACAAACGUUUGGGUUGGAUCCAAUGGAACCCAUUCUGGAGUGCAUCAUCGCAACUCAGUUUCUUCGUCAAGUUCAUGCCUAAUGCCGGAAAAAAGACCCACAGAGGGGAACACAACAGCUAUAUUCCGACCAAGCGAGUGCUCCCUUCUUGUUGUUCUACAGAACGCUUCAAAAUGCCUCAACCAAUCCGAAACACAAGUCGAAAACGACGCGCUCCCGACUUCUUCUAUGAAGACAGGAAACGAUUUUGAGCCGAAUUCAUUUGGUCAGUCGGAAAACGGACUCACACCGACCCCCGAAAGCGAUGCCACUUCCAUUCAGACAGUGCCAAUUCCAAAGUUAUCGCAAGAAGCGAGUUAUUUUUACUACGGACUACAGCUGAUGGCCAAGUCGUUUAUGUCUCGCUACCUCCAUUCCAAUCCGAAUGAGAUUGAAACAGGGUCGGUCAUGAAAGCGCGGGUGAGUCGACGCACUACGCUGGAAGGUAACGGAUACACAGGGUUAACUCAGAAACAGCGGCACGUGGAGGCACGGCGAGCGCGACGCACGGACAGAAAGGUGGACCAACCGCGGUGCAGACACACCAUUAAUAUCUUCCGUAUACAUCUGGUUACUAUCCUGAAGCACCCAUCCGACACAGGUAUGGCAACAAUCAACUUCGACCAGGGACCGCACGUGUGUUGCUCACCGACUUCUAUGUUCCGAGAACCGUCCACUAAUGCCACAACCAGCGGCGCCAAAAGACGCCUCCACUGUCAGGUAUAUCGGCGCCGUAUACCUGGGCUUUCAUCAGUAGGAAUGGUACUCUUGACUUUUGGGGUCAGAACGUCAGUAUUAUCAGGAUCUUCUAUCCCUGGGACCUGUGGGAGGUCGCUCAGUAUCUCUUCCAUCUGA